Molecule: messenger RNA, 4191 nt
Organism: Lathyrus sativus (Indian pea)
Lineage: Eukaryota; Viridiplantae; Streptophyta; Magnoliopsida; Fabales; Fabaceae
Source: the annotation of a GenBank genome assembly
AUGAUGGUAUCGAGGGGGCUUUUCGGGUGGUCUCCACCUCAUGUGCAGCCUUUAACGCCGGUAUCUGAGGUUUCUGAGCCGCCGGAGUCGCCGUCUCCGUAUAUGGACAUCGGAGGAGAGACUUCCGCGUCGCAGCAAAUGGAGGCGGAGGAGGAGAUGGAAGAGAUGGAGGAUAUUGAGCCUCCGCCUGCUGCCGUUCCUUUCUCUGGCCUCUUUGCUUGUGCUGAUAAGUUCGACUGGUUUCUUAUGGUGGUUGGCUCCAUCGCCGCGGCGGCUCACGGCACUGCGCUUGUUGUUUACUUGCACUACUUUGCUAAAGUUAUUCAGGUUCCUCAGCAGGAGGAUCAGUUUCAUAGGUUCAAGGAGCUUGCUUUGACCAUUGUUUAUAUUGCUGGUGGUGUUUUUGUUGCUGGUUGGAUUGAGGUUUCAUGCUGGAUUCUUACCGGAGAACGACAGACAGCAGUUAUCAGAUCAAAAUAUGUUAGAGUAUUACUUAACCAAGAUAUGAGUUUCUUUGAUACUUAUGGGAAUAAUGGAGACAUUGUGAGUCAAGUAUUGAGUGAUGUCCUGCUCAUUCAGUCUGCUCUCAGUGAAAAAGUCGGGAAUUAUAUUCAUAAUAUGGCUACAUUCUUCAGUGGUCUUGUUAUUGCUUUUAUCAAUUGUUGGCAGAUUGCAUUGAUAACAUUAGCUACAGGUCCAUUUAUUGUUGCUGCAGGAGGAAUAUCAAAUAUAUUCCUUCACAGGCUUGCAGAGAACAUCCAAGAUGCAUAUGCAGAAGCAGCCAGCAUUGCUGAACAGGCAGUCUCCUAUAUACGGACCUUGUCUGCAUUUACAAAUGAAACAUUGGCUAAAUAUUCAUAUGCAACGUCACUGCAAGCAACUCUUAGAUAUGGUAUAUUAAUAAGUCUUGUCCAAGGGCUUGGACUUGGAUUUACAUACGGGCUUGCAAUAUGUUCUUGUGCAUUACAACUCUGGGUUGGUAGGCUCUUGGUUAUACAUGGAAAAGCUCAUGGUGGGGAAAUUAUAACAGCUCUGUUUGCUGUGAUUCUAAGUGGCUUGGGAUUAAACCAAGCGGCCACAAAUUUCUACUCAUUUGAUCAAGGGCGAAUAGCUGCAUAUAGACUAUACGAGAUGAUAAGCCGGUCAUCGUCAUCUUUUGAUCAUGAUGGAAGUGCUCCUGUGGCUGUGCAAGGAAAUAUAGAGUUUCGGAAUGUUUACUUCAGUUAUCUUUCACGCCCUGAAAUCCCUAUCUUAAGUGGGUUUUAUCUCACUGUUCCUGCUAAGAAAACUGUGGCACUUGUUGGCAGAAAUGGAUCUGGUAAAAGUAGUAUUAUUCCACUCAUGGAGCGGUUCUAUGAUCCAACAUUAGGAGAAGUUCUUUUAGAUGGUGAAAACAUCAAGAAUUUGAAACUGGAAUGGUUGAGGAGUCAAAUAGGACUGGUAACACAGGAACCUGCUUUGCUCAGUUUGAGUAUAAGAGACAACAUUGCAUAUGGGAGGGAUACCACGGCCGAUCAAAUUGAAGAGGCUGCUAAAAUAGCUCACGCACAUACUUUUAUCAGUUCAUUAGAUAAAGGUUAUGAUACACAGAUUGGCAGGGCUGGUUUAACUUUGACAGAAGAACAGAAAAUAAAGCUUUCUAUUGCAAGAGCAGUGCUCCUAAAUCCAUCCAUUCUCUUGCUUGAUGAGGUUACUGGGGGACUUGAUUUUGAGGCUGAGAGGUCUGUUCAGGAGGCUCUGGAUCUCCUUAUGCUGGGGCGCUCGACAAUAAUAAUUGCUCGAAGGCUUAGUCUCAUAAAGAACGCUGAUUAUAUAGCAGUUAUGGAGGAAGGUCAACUUGUUGAAAUGGGUACUCAUGAUGAAUUAUUGACCCUGGGUGGCUUAUAUGCAGAGCUUCUUCGAUGUGAAGAGGCCACAAAACUUCCAAAGAGAAUGCCUGCUCGCAACUACAAGAAGACUGCGGCUUUCCAAAUUGAGAAAGAUUCUUCAGAGAGUCAUAGCUGCAAAGAACCAUCAUCCCCUAGAAUGAUGAAGUCACCCUCUCUUCAAAGAAUUUCUACUGUAUUUCGGCCUCCAGAUGGCUUCUUUAACUUACAAGAAUCACCACAUGUGCAGAGCCCACCACCUGAGAAGAUGAUGGAAAAUGGUCAGUCUCUGGAUUCAACAGAGAAAGAACCAUCAAUUAAAAGGCAGGAUAGCUUUGAAAUGAGACUUCCCGAGUUACCCAAGAUUGAUGUCCACUCAGUGCAUCGACAAACAUCAAAUGGUUCUGACCCUGAAUCCCCUAUUUCACCUCUUUUAACAUCUGAUCCUAAAAACGAACGCUCCCAUUCACAAACAUUUAGCAGACCAGAUAGUUAUUCUGAUGAAUUUUCAGUGAAAAUGAAUGAAACAAAGGAUUCACGGCAUCGACAUCAACCCUCAUUUUGGAGACUGGCAGAACUUAGUUUUGCUGAGUGGCUUUAUGCUGUGUUAGGAAGCAUAGGUGCUGCAAUCUUUGGUGCGUUCAAUCCCAUUCUUGCUUAUGUUAUUGGCCUAGUGGUGACAACCUACUAUAGAAUUGAUGGAACUCAUCACUUACGGGGCGAGAUUGACAAGUGGUGCCUGAUCAUUGCCUGCAUGGGUAUUGUGACAGUUGUUGCCAACUUUUUACAGCAUUUCUACUUUGGUAUAAUGGGGGAGAAAAUGACCGAAAGAGUCAGGAGAAUGAUGUUUUCAGCCAUGCUACGUAAUGAAAUUGGAUGGUACGAUGAAGAGGAAAACAGUGCCGACAAUUUAUCCAUGCGUUUGGCCAAUGAUGCUACUUUUGUGAGAGCUGCUUUCAGUAACCGGCUUUCCAUAUUUAUACAGGACAUUGCCGCAGUUAUUGUUGCUUUUCUCAUUGGUGUUUCGCUGCACUGGAGAAUAGCUCUCGUGGCUUUGGCAACACUUCCGAUUCUCUGUGUUUCUGCUAUUGCCCAGAAAUUAUGGCUUGCUGGGUUUUCAAGGGGCAUACAGGAAAUGCACCGAAAAGCAUCUUUGGUUCUUGAAGAUGCAGUUAGAAAUAUUUACACUGUUGUUGCAUUUUGUGCUGGUAAUAAGGUAAUGGAGCUCUACAGGCUGCAGUUAAAUAAAAUAUUUAAGCAGAGCUUUCUUCAUGGAUUGGCUAUUGGUUUUGCAUUUGGCUUUUCACAGUUUCUACUUUUUGCUUGUAACGCCCUUCUACUCUGGUACACUGCAAUAUGUAUAAAAAAUAGUUAUGUAGAUGCACCUACUGCCCUCAAGGAGUACAUUGUUUUCUCAUUUGCUACAUUUGCACUUGUGGAGCCUUUUGGAUUGGCUCCUUACAUACUCAAGCGACGAAAAUCUCUCAUUUCAGUGUUUGAAAUUAUAGAUCGGGUGCCUAAAAUUGACCCUGAUGAAAGCUCAGCUUUGAAGCCACCCAAUGUAUAUGGAAGCAUUGAGUUGAAAAAUGUUGAUUUUUGUUAUCCUACUCGGCCAGAAGUGCUGGUAUUAAGCAAUUUCAGUCUCAAAGUCAGUGGGGGUCAAACAAUUGCUGUAGUGGGAGUUUCAGGGUCAGGAAAGAGCACUAUAAUAUCUUUGAUGGAGAGGUAUUAUGAUCCAGUUGCUGGCCAAGUUUUAUUGGAUGGGAGGGAUUUAAAAUUAUAUAACCUUAAAUGGCUUAGGAGCCACCUUGGUUUGGUACAGCAGGAACCAGUAAUCUUCUCAACAACCAUACGGGAAAACAUCAUAUACGCCAGACAUAAUGCCAGUGAAGCUGAAAUAAAAGAGGCCGCGAGAAUAGCAAAUGCUCAUCAUUUCAUCAGUAGUCUGCCUCAUGGUUAUGACACUCAUGUUGGAAUGAGAGGUGUUGACCUAACUCCAGGACAGAAACAGAGAAUUGCAAUUGCUAGGGUAGUGUUGAAAAAUGCACCUAUCUUGUUGUUGGAUGAAGCUAGCUCAUCAAUUGAAUCAGAGUCUAGCCGAGUAGUGCAAGAGGCUCUAGACACUCUAAUAAUGGGAAACAAGACCACUAUUUUAAUAGCUCACAGGGCUGCCAUGAUGAGGCAUGUGGACAAUAUAGUUGUACUUAAUGGAGGACGGAUAGUGGAAGAGGGGACUCAUGAUUCAUUGGUGGCUAAGAAUGGUCUGUAUGUCCGAUUAAUGCAACCUCAUUUUGGCAAGGGCUUGCGUCAGCAUCGGCUUCUUUAG